This is a messenger RNA of Trichogramma pretiosum, 4272 nucleotides long. RefSeq lists its product as uncharacterized. Gene Ontology annotation, molecular function: lipid carrier activity. Gene Ontology annotation, biological process: lipid transport. The transcript has 17 exons. The record is from RefSeq and is a predicted model, not a curated record. NCBI's taxonomy places the organism in Eukaryota, Metazoa, Arthropoda, Insecta, Hymenoptera, Trichogrammatidae. Bases 25 to 4224 code for a protein of 1399 amino acids.
UAUUUAGUGCCCAUAAAUUGUAGGAUGCAUUUUAAAUUACAAUUUAAGUAUAUAUUAAUCUCCUUUUUAUCAGUAGUAUGCAUUAAAGAAACUUCAUCAUUAAAAGGUCAUUAUGAAAAUACACAUGUUUAUGAAUACUCGGCUGAAAUAAGUACAGAGAUUCAGAAUUCAAUUACUUUUACAUCUAAAUUUUUAAUCAAAGGAUUAAUAAAUAUUAAACGAAAAUUAAAUGAAACAACGACAUUGAAAAAUGUCUACCUCAUAGCUCUAACGAAUUUAACACAUGAUUCAUAUUAUGGACGUGAUUAUUUUAGAAUCAAUAAAUUUCAAUUGAUACCUGAGGAUACUAAAGAGUUAGAAUUACCUUUUUUAGCAAUUUAUGAUGAAAAUGGGAAAUUUAAUUCCAUACAAAGUCGUCACAGUGAAAAAUAUGAACCAAAAUGGUCCAUUGAUGUUAAAACAUCGAUUGCAAUGCUAUUCCAAUUUGACUGGCCAAAAACUCUGUUAUCAAGUAACAAUAAAAACAGUGAUAAAGUUUUUGUCUCUGAGUACACCAAUCAAGGAGACUGUCAAGUUGUAUAUAAUGGUACCAUGACACUGAAAGAAGAAAAAAUAUCUUUAGUAAAAUCUUACAAACCAGAAGAAUGCAAAAAUUUCGUAAAUACUUAUGCCGGCUAUUAUCCUGAACGUAAAGAUGCAGAAGAAUAUAUAAAAGGCCAAAUAAAUUCACAAUUUGAAAGUAUUUAUGAAUUAGAAAUGAUUAAAGAUGAACCUUUUGUUAAAACGAUUUUUUGUUAUGAAAGUUAUCAGUGGAACUCACAUAAUAAAAAUGGCGGAAACAUAGAUAUUACGAAAACUUUAAUCAGACAAACAGUAUCUUUUAAAGAAAUUAGUAUGUCGGACAAUAUUUACAAAUACAAUACUUGGAAUAAAAAAAUUGAUGAUAAAACUCACGAUAAAAAGGAAAUUGAUGAAGUAAAAGGUUUGUUACUAAAAUCCACAAAAAGUUUUCAAGAAAAUAUAUUGAAAAAAAUUAAGCCUGAACGAAAACAACUAUUAAACAAUAUUCACUCGGUAUUGACUAAUUUUAACUUUACUGAUUUAAAAAAUAUUUAUAGAGAAAUACAUGAAAUGAAAGCAACAGAGAAAAAUUUUAUCAAGUUUAUUUUUGAACAGAUGAUUCCUUACCUAGGUUCAAAUUCGGGUGUUCUAUUUAUAAAAGAAUUAGUUAUUAAUAAACAAGUAUCAGAUAAAGAUGCUAUAACGCUAUUAAAAACAAUGCCUUUAUAUUUACAUUCAGUUUCGAUUGAAACAAUGACUAAUUUAUCUUCAUUAAUUAAUUUGGAUAAUCAGCUGUCAUUACAAGUUUAUAAAAGUGCGGUUUUAAGUUAUUCAUAUUUGAUGACCAAAUUGAGUUGGAAGGAGAGAUUACAAAAUGAGAUUUUUGUAAGCCAAUAUAUUCAUAAACUCGGUCUUUGGAUCAAGGAUACUCAAAGUGCUUCUAUGAAAGUCCUUUAUAUUUCGGCUCUGGCAAAUACUCACCAUUCCGGAAUCGUCGAAAUUCUCUUACCUUUCAUAAAUCGAGAAAUAAAUAACGAGCGUGUACGUUUAGCAGCAAUCAAUUCCUUAAGAUAUGUUAUAAACAAUACCAAUAUUGAAAUAUUUCAUACAUUUAUGGAGAUGCUCAGAGACGAAACAGAAUCUUGGAAAAUAAGAUUUGCCGCCUAUGAUAUUCUCAUGGAAAAUCAUCAAUGCCUUAAUAAAGAUGAUUUAACACAAAUAACACAUAUUAUGAUGCAAAGCGAUAAUAUGAAGAAUUAUCAUGUCUCAACCCUUCAUACUUUCUUAAAAUUAGAAAUUGACACAUUUGAUGCUUUCAAUUCUUCUAAAGCUAACAUAAGAUUUUAUGAUUUCCCAAAAGUUGACGUUGUGAAUCUCAGUCCCAUAUAUGAUCGAAUUGUCAAAAUGUUUCUACCAGUAGGAAGUAAUUCAAAUUUAUUGAAAAUAAGAUUUGUCAAUACUCAAAAUUUCGUCGAUUUAGGCACAGUUGAAAUCAUUACUAAAUAUGAAAAAAAAAUUAUUCGAAAGCAAGGAGUGAGUUGGAACUUUGGAUGUCCACCUUCUCUAUAUGACGACAUUAUUGGUGGAAUUUCUUCCAUUGAUUCCUUAUAUAAGAAAAUGAGUGGCAUGUACAUGGACGUAUGGAUCAAUUCUCCUGAUUGGAUCAAUACAGUAUUGUCAGUAGAUAUAGAUGAAAAUGAGCAGAACAAUAUUAAAUUUUUUUCUCUGGUGAAACUUUUUGAAGAUGGUUCAAUAAAAUUUGGAUUUGAAGAUUAUACUAAAUUUUCAAUACUUUCCUCUUUUGGCUUGCCAAUAACUUUUGAGAGGAAAUUCCCGUAUAUUCUUCAUUCUAAAUUUAAUUUCGAUUCCGCUAUGGUUAUUAAUAAAAUCAAUUUCAAUUUUGAAGGAUCAAAUAGAUUACUUAAAGAUGGAUAUUUAGGUACAUUUAUAUUAAAUCCAAUAACGAAACUUUCUCAUUGGAUGAAAAAGAUUGUAUCACAAAAUCAUGUUGAUACACUGAUGUUCAAUGCAAGCUUCAAUUUAUUUACAAAUAAAUUGAAAAUAAUUAUUCCAAAUAGAAAUGUAACUAGUGGGUAUACGCAUUUCAUAUCAUCAAACGUAUCAAUCAUAGAUGACAAUAAACUAAAUAAUAGUUCAUGUACUACCUGUGGUUCUACAUUAACCAUUGAUAGUGUAAAGGAACUUAGAAAUCUAAUAAUUUCAGAUAAAUAUGAUAUCGUAGGAUUACAGUUCACAGGCGCUGUACACAAUUGUGAUACAAAUGGAUUUAAACGAUUUUCUGGAAGUAUUUAUAAAUUAUUCGUGGAGCCCUUGAAUAGCUUGGGUAUAAGUUCAUGCGAAAAAAUCGUGAUCUUUGGAUCGGACCUUAAUGCUUCUAUUUCUCAGUUAGAGAUUAAUUUAGAUUUCAAGAUGGAAACUCUACAAUAUCAAAAAAAGCCAUGGUAUUUUUUAACAGGGAAAAAUAUAGAUUUGAAAUUAACUGGCCAAGCCCGAAAAACAUUAGAUAAUCGACUAAACCAUUUUUUUGAGUUUUUCUUCAGUCUGUCAGGCGAAGAUUAUCCAUCAUUUAGUAAUAAUUUAAAAAUGUCAGAAAGAUUGUCGGGAAAAGAAAGUACGAAUAUUUGUGUUGAUGUGAUUUAUAAUGCAGCUAAUAUAAGUGAUACAACUAUUCCGGAUGACAAAACUGCAUUAAGGCAAGAUUAUUGGGUGAAUAUUAGAAAAGGUACCUCUCUGAAUGAAAGUUGCACAGAAAACACAUUCAACAUGAAUAUUAAGGUUAUUGCUGAUCGAUCUAAGAAAUUAAAGCAUGAAAUAACUAAUAAAACUCGUAAUAGCGAGUGUACGAAACAAAAAGAAAAUGUACUAUUUACAUAUCCAAACAAUUCAUUACCUCUCACAUGGGAGUGCUUAGAAGAAUUGACUAUUAAUACCACCAUGAAUAAGUAUCAAAUAGAAAUCUUGAAUUCAAUAGAAAAUAAUUGGUUUUUCUCGCUCAAUGAAUUGAUAAAAUCAACUCUCAAAGAUGUUUGGAAAGUUGAAGUGAAAAAUUUACCAUUAGCUCAUACAAAUUCAACUACACACAUUUUAUGUGAAGUGAAUUUUGAUAUUUCGGAAGAGUUGCCAAAAGAAAUGUACCAGCAACUAUUACCCCUCGUAAAUGGGUACUUUACGAGAAGUUUCGUAGCAAAUUUAAUACAAGAAAGAAUUCAUAUAAUAAAUGUUUUUCCAACUAUUAUUAAGACCAAUAAAAAUGAAGAAGUUCAAGUUGAUUUAAAUCAUUGGAAAAUAGUCGACUAUAGUGAUAAUAAAGAUAAUGCGUAUAAAAUUUCUGUUAAAUUGGAAGAAAAUGACAAAAUAGUCGUUGAAAUUCAACAUGAAGGAUUUGAAAUAGCAAUUAAACCUCGAAAAAUAAGCAACUCUACGGAUGGUAGGUAUGAACCCGAAAUUUUGUUGGAUGGAAAUAUUGUUAAUGAUUUUACGGACAGAAUUUUCAUCGACACUGAAACUUCUUUAGAAGAAGAAGAAAAUUUAAUAAGUUUGAUCAAAUAUGACCAAUAUAUUUUGUUGAGACCUACAAUGAUAAAACUAUCUAUUUUUUACUCAACUGAAAGUGUGACAAUAAUGCAUUCUCAUUAUGUAUAAAGAAUUGAAAUAUAAGACCAUCUAUUUAUCAGAUUUAUAAGCAAAACA